AUGGAGUCCAGGGCUGCCACGGCGAGCGAGCCCGAGCCUGCGGCGGCGUCCUCCUCCUUCCAUGCCAGGAUCUGGAAGAACUUGCAGCUGGGAGUGGGCAAGAGCAAGGGCGGCGGGGGCGGGCGCUCAGGGGGACCGGAGCGCCGCACUGCGGACACCCCGUCGCCCUCCCCACCGCCCUCGAGGGGCACGAGGGACGUCCUGGCGGGUGUGGGUAGCACGGGCAGCAGGUGGAGCGGCUUUAAGAAGAGGAAGCAAGUGCUAGAUCGGGUCUUCUCCUCCUCUCAGCCCAACCUGUGCUGCUCCUCACCAGAGCCCCUAGAGCCAGGCGGCGCUGGCAGGACAGAGCAGGGGUCCACACUACGCCGCCGGAUCCGGGAACAUCUGCUGCCGGCGGUAAAAGGGCCCGCGGCAGCCGCUGGAGCAGCCGGAGUGACGCCUCCUGGCGGACGAUCCCCGGACUCAGCUCCUUCUUCUUCCUCUGCCUCAUCUUCCCUGUCAUCUUCUCCCCAGCCGCCCCCGAGGGGGGACCGAGUCCAAGAUGAGGGUGCACGGCGUCGGGGUCCCGGAGUGCAUUUGUGUCACCAGAAGAGCUCCUCUUUACCGGGCACUGCAUGCCUGGAACAGCUGCUGGAGCCACCGCCGCCUCAAGCAAAGGCAUCACAGAGGCCGGUGGAACCUCAGACCCAAGAGAAGGGCGAAGAGCGCGACAGCAGCCAGAAAAUAAACACUGUUGGAACCAGUAAUGCAGAUGUCCCUUUGGCUGAUCCCGGAAUGUACCAGUUGGACAUUACAUUAAGAAGGGGUCAAAGUUUAGCUGCCCGAGAUCGAGGAGGGACAAGUGAUCCAUACGUGAAGUUUAAAAUUGGAAGAAAAGAAGUUUUUAGAAGUAAAAUAAUACACAAGAACCUCAAUCCUGUGUGGGAGGAAAAGGCUUGCAUUCUUAUUGAUCAUCUUAGGGAGCCAUUGUAUAUAAAGGUAUUUGACUAUGAUUUUGGACUACAGGAUGACUUUAUGGGCUCAGCUUUUCUGGAUCUCACACAAUUGGAUUUAAACAGGUCCACAGAUGUGACCCUAACUCUGAAAGAUCCCCACUAUCCUGACCAUGAUCUUGGAAUCAUUUUACUCUCAGUCAUCCUUACCCCUAAAGAAGGAGAAUCCAGGGAUGUGACAAUGCUAAUGAGGAAGAGUUGGAAAAGAUCAAGUAAGGAACUCUCAGAAAAUGAAGUGGUUGGAUCUUAUUUCUCUGUGAAGUCUUUCUUUUGGAGGACAUGUAGCAGGCCUGCUCUUACUGUCCUGGGCUUCUGCAGAGCAGAACUUCAGAGUCCUUAUUUCCAAAAUGCACAAUUUCAGACCCAAAGUUUACGUCUGUCAGACCAGCACAGAAAAUCCCACCUAUGGAGAGGGAUAGUCAGCAUCACCUUGAUUGAGGGGCGAGACCUCAAAGCGAUGGAUUCCAAUGGGUUGAGUGACCCUUAUGUGAAAUUCCGGCUUGGGCAUCAGAAGUACAAGAGCAAGAUUAUGCCAAAAACUUUGAAUCCUCAGUGGAGGGAACAAUUUGAUUUUCAUCUUUAUGAAGAAAGAGGAGGAAUCAUUGAUAUUACUGCAUGGGACAAAGAUGCUGGGAAAAGGGAUGAUUUUAUUGGCAGGUGCCAGGUCGACCUGUCGUCCCUCAGUAGGGAACAGACACACAAGUUGGAGUUGCAGCUGGAAGAGGGUGAGGGACACCUGGUGCUGCUCGUCACUCUGACAGCCUCUGCCACAGUCAGUAUCUCUGACCUCUCCGUCAACUCCCUGGAGGACCAGAAAGAGCGGGAGGAGAUAUUAAAGAGAUAUAGCCCGUUGAGGAUAUUCCACAACCUAAAAGAUGUGGGAUUUCUCCAAGUGAAAGUCAUCAGAGCAGAAGGUUUGAUGGCUGCUGAUGUCACAGGUAAAAGUGACCCAUUUUGUGUAGUAGAACUGAACAAUGAUAGACUGCUAACACAUACCGUCUACAAAAAUCUCAAUCCUGAGUGGAACAAAGUCUUCACAUUCAACAUUAAAGAUAUUCAUUCCGUUCUUGAAGUGACAGUUUAUGAUGAAGAUCGGGAUCGAAGUGCUGACUUUCUGGGCAAAGUUGCUAUACCAUUGCUGUCUAUUCAAAAUGGUGAACAGAAAGCCUACGUCUUGAAAAACAAGCAGCUGACAGGGCCAACAAAGGGGGUCAUCUAUCUUGAAAUAGAUGUGAUUUUUAAUGCUGUGAAAGCCAGCUUACGAACAUUAAUACCCAAAGAACAGAAGUACAUUGAAGAGGAAAACAGACUCUCUAAACAGCUGCUACUAAGAAACUUUAUCAGAACGAAACGCUGUGUCAUGGUGCUGGUGAAUGCUGCAUACUACGUUAAUAGUUGCUUUGACUGGGAUUCACCCCCAAGGAGUCUAGCUGCUUUUGUGCUCUUUCUCUUUGUUGUCUGGAACUUUGAGCUCUACAUGAUACCACUGGUUUUGUUGUUACUAUUGACAUGGAACUACUUCUUGAUAAUAUCAGGGAAAGAUAACAGGCAACGUGAUACAGUAGUGGAGGACAUGCUAGAGGACGAGGAAGAAGAAGAUGACAAAGAUGACAAGGACAGUGAAAAAAAGGGAUUUAUAAAUAAAAUCUAUGCCAUCCAGGAGGUAUGUGUGAGUGUCCAGAACAUCCUAGAUGAAGUGGCUUCCUUUGGCGAAAGGAUAAAGAAUACUUUCAACUGGACUGUUCCAUUCUUAAGCUGGCUGGCCAUUGUAGCCCUCUGUGUGUUCACAAUCAUCCUGUACUUCGUUCCACUACGAUACAUUGUCCUUGUCUGGGGCAUCAAUAAAUUUACAAAAAAACUUCGGAGUCCAUAUGCAAUUGAUAACAAUGAGCUACUUGACUUCCUUUCCAGAGUCCCUUCAGAUGUACAGGUG
This is a messenger RNA of Marmota flaviventris (yellow-bellied marmot), 2925 nucleotides long. The record is from RefSeq and is a predicted model, not a curated record. Lineage: Eukaryota; Metazoa; Chordata; Mammalia; Rodentia; Sciuridae.